Molecule: messenger RNA, 474 nt
Organism: Fonsecaea erecta
Lineage: Eukaryota; Fungi; Ascomycota; Eurotiomycetes; Chaetothyriales; Herpotrichiellaceae
Exons: 2
Coding region: 1-474 (157 amino acids)
Source: RefSeq, a predicted model, not a curated record
AUGACUAUCACCAGAUCUGUUUUAGAACCACAGCAACAGGACGAUACUCCCUCUGAAGCCGGUGACGAUGUGAAUGCCCUCUCGGCAUCAUACAACGCAAAUGGUCCGCACGAUACUCAGAAACGCUCCCGAAUCUGUAGACCUUAUCAACAGGCCCCUGCUUCUCAAGAGAGUGGAGAUGAAAGCUGCGACGACCCGCCACAACCUUGCGGUGUUAUCCUUCGCACCAGUCGCUACCCCAUGGCUCGACCAAUGGAAGGCCAAGCAGAUGAUGUCUUCAUAGCGCUCAAGAAACGCAGAAUCGUUUCCGAAAGACUCGAUGCCUUCCGCCGCAGACGGGAGAAGAAGCUCAUGACCACCGAGGAAGUCAACGAAAAAUUCCCUUUGACAAAUUACAAGACAUGGCGAUCCAAUCGUGCCGACGAGGGUUUGCCCAUAGCUUUAGAGAUUACUACCUCUCACAGCUUUAUGUGA